Messenger RNA from Parathielavia appendiculata, 911 nucleotides. RefSeq lists its product as uncharacterized. Lineage: Eukaryota; Fungi; Ascomycota; Sordariomycetes; Sordariales; Chaetomiaceae. The transcript has 3 exons. The record is from RefSeq and is a predicted model, not a curated record. Gene Ontology annotation, molecular function: nucleic acid binding; S-adenosylmethionine-dependent methyltransferase activity; protein methyltransferase activity. Gene Ontology annotation, biological process: methylation. Gene Ontology annotation, cellular component: eRF1 methyltransferase complex. The coding region runs from base 120 to 911 and encodes 263 amino acids.
GCCUUUAUACCUCACCAAAUCCGUCAAAAGUGAAGCCAUCACCAUCCACCACCCCAACCAACCCACCUUUUAGCAGCCUCCACCCACAGUUAUCGUUCAAAACACCCCAGACCUCCAAGAUGCUCUCCACCCCCUCCACCUCCCACGUCCCGUACGAGCGCGUCUACGAGCCGGCCGAGGACUCCUUCCUCCUCCUCGACACGCUCUCCUCCUCCUCGGAAACCGCCUUCCUCUCCCAACGCUUCCCCUCUACCCCGGCCCAAGGGCCUUCCUCACCGGCGCCUCUCAUCCUCGAAAUCGGGAUCGGCUCAGGCGUCGUCCUCGCCUUCCUCACUGCUCACGCCCAAGCCCUCUUCGCCCGACGCGACAUCCUCACCCUGGGCAUCGACAUCAACCGCUUCGCGUGCGUCGCCACGGCGCAGACCGUGGCCAAAGCACGACCCCAAUCUGGUAGCAGUGGAGCGGGCUAUUUCCUCGGCACAGCUCAAGGCGACCUGACCAGCGCGGUCCGGCCAGGACAGGUCGACGUGCUGGUGUUCAACCCUCCCUAUGUUCCCACCGCCGAGCUGCCGUCGUUGCCGCCCCGAUUAUUGGGAGGAGAUACCGAUGACAAAGUGACGCGAGAGAAGAAAACGACGUACAAAGAGGACUCGACUUUGCUGGCGCUGUCGUACGCGGGCGGGCGUGACGGGAUGGAGAUUACGGAGAGGUUGAUUGCGGCGCUGCCUGACAUCUUGUCUAAUCGGGGCGUGGCGUAUCUGCUGCUUUGCGCGCAGAACAAGCCUGACGAGGUGAAGGGGAGGAUCAGGGGGAUGAAAGGAGGCGGGCCGUGGAGAGCUGAGACGGUCGGGACGAGCGGGAAGCAGGCCGGGUGGGAGAAAUUGCAGAUUGUAAGGAUAUGGCGGGAGUAA